GUCUCCUAACCCCACACUCACACGCGCACUCUCUCUCUUUCUCUCUCUACUUUUUACCCUAAAAAGAGGUGUUAGUUUCUUCAAAAGGGUCUCUCUUGCAGCAGUCUUUUCGGCCAAACUGCAAAGAGGGGAUAGAGAGAGAAACACACUCACACACUCAUACAUGUAGAGAGAUAAGCAAGAGACUACUUGGGUCAAUAGUGAUUUUGUUCUUACUUCACAGAUUCUUCAUUUGUUCUUUUCACUCAUCAUCUCAUAAGAGAUCUCCCCUCCCCGCAACUCCCUCUGUCUGAAAGACUCAAUCUUUAAUCUGAACUCUGCGUCUUUCGUUCUGGGGUCCCUUUUUUUGUCCCAAAAUUUUAUCUUUUAUCUAUUUAUUUAUUUUUUCUUGUUUGAGAGAGUUUUUUUGCAAUGGCACCCAGUUUUGAUUGCUUUUCAAGCCUUCUCUGUGCGGAAGAUAAUAUUAUUUUUGACGAAAAUGAUCGGGGAGGUUUGGUGGAGGAGUUGGAGGACACGUGGGAGCAUCCUAUAUAUGAUCGAAAUCAUAGUCAAAUUCAGAACUUGGAUGUUCAAUAUGUGUCGUUUCCUUUGCCGAGUGAGGAGUGUUUGAGACUAAUGAUGGAAUCAGAAUUGCAUCACUUGCCUAAUGGUGAUUACGUUAGUAGGCUGAGGAGUGGGGAUUUGGACAUUGGGUCUAGAACAGAGGCCAUUGAUUGGAUUGAAAAGGUCCGAGAGCACUUUGGUUUUGGACCUCUCUGUGCUUAUCUAUCCAUAAAUUACUUGGACCGUUUCCUCUCUGUUUAUGAAUUACCAAAGCAACGAGUUUGGACAAUGAAAUUGUUGGCUGUAGGUUGCAUAUCUCUGGCAGCCAAAAUGGAAGAGAGUGAUGUGCCUACAUCUCUUGAUUUGCAGGUGGGUGAAUCUAAGUAUAUAUUUGAAGCCAAAACAAUUCAGAGAAUGGAGCUUCUUGUUCUGAACACAUUGAAGUGGAGAAUGCAGGCAAUUACCCCAUUUUCCUUCAUCGACUAUUUCCUUCAGAAGAUCAAUGAUGAUGAUGAAGCUCCAAUUGGAGCUUCAAUUUUGCAAUCCUCAGAGCUUAUACUGAGUACUGUAAGAGGAAUUGACUUCAUAGAGUUCAGACCCUCAGAGAUUGCAGCUGCAGUGGCAAUAUCUGUGGUGGGGGAUGGCCAAACAGUUGAAACAGAGAAAGCAAGUUCUGAUCUGAUUCAGCAUGUAGAAAAGGAGAGGGUGUUGAAGUGUGUGAAAAUGAUCCAAGAACUUUCAUCAAAGAAUGGUCCUUCUGCUAAGGAUUUGAUUCCUUCUGUUUCUGUGCCUGAAAGCCCAAUAGGGGUGUUGAACAAUGCAUGCUUCAGCUACAAAAGUGAUGAACCAAACGUUGCUCCUUGUGCAAACUCUUCACAUAGUGAUACUCCAGAUGCUAAAAGGAGGAAGCUAGACAAAACCUUUGGAGAAUAGCCAUUUCUGGCUUGUGAUUUUUAGCGUCAUUCCUAGGAUUCUUUUUCUUAAGAUGUUCUGUGUUUUGAAGGUGCCCUCUGAAGGAAAAAAUAGAUAGUGAAAAUGGAAAAAAUAAAAAAAAUAAAUAAAAAAAAGAAGCAUAAAGGGGUGGAAAACAAAUAAAGGUGGAUGGUGACUGGUGGGAGUUUUUAAGGAAUGGAAUCAACACACUUCUUCAUCCAUGGUCGAAGCAGGAAGUGAUUACUCAACACCAGCUGUUAAAUAUUUUUAUAGGUCUUUUUUUAACAGCUACAAAAGAGGUAGUAGUGAUAAUAGGGGAACAAGGACCAGUGUAUUUGUAUGUGUAAGUACAUUUUGUCGCGUUACUUUUUAACGAGGGAGCAAAAUAGAACCCAAAACCAAAAGGCAAAAUAUGAAACAAAGUAAUUUAAUUCAAGCAUUGAGAAAUA
Molecule: messenger RNA, 1925 nt
Organism: Vigna unguiculata (cowpea)
Lineage: Eukaryota; Viridiplantae; Streptophyta; Magnoliopsida; Fabales; Fabaceae
Product: cyclin-D4-2-like
Source: RefSeq, a predicted model, not a curated record